Messenger RNA from Eriocheir sinensis (Chinese mitten crab), 1737 nucleotides. RefSeq lists its product as uncharacterized. The record is from RefSeq and is a predicted model, not a curated record. NCBI's taxonomy places the organism in Eukaryota, Metazoa, Arthropoda, Malacostraca, Decapoda, Varunidae. The transcript has 3 exons. The annotation marks the transcript as partial.
UAUCAUUUGUAUAUCCGUAACUUUUCCUCCUCCUCCUCUUCCUCCGUCUUCUCCUCCUCGUCCUCCUCCUCCUCGUCCUCCUCCUCCGCCUCCUUUUCGUUCAUAAUACCCAGCAGCUCUCCCCGUCUUUCCUUGGUCUCUCCUUCCUCAACACCCCGCCACCCCCCUUACACCUUACAGCAACACCCCGCCACCCCCCUCACACCUUACAGCAACACCCCGCCACCCCCCUCACACCUUACAGCAACACCCCGCCACCACCCUCACACCUUACAGCAACACCCCGCUAACCCCCUCACACCUUACAGCAACACCCUCACACCUUACAGCAACACCCCGCCACCCCCUCACACCUUACAGCAACACCCCGCCACCCCCCUCACACCUUACAGCAACACCCCGCCACCCCCCUCACACCUUACACAACACCCCGCUAACCCCCACACACCUUACAGCAACACCCCGCCACCCCUCACACCACAGCAACACCCACACCCCCUCACACCUUACAGCAACACCCCGCCACCCCCUUCACACCUUACAGCAACACCCCUGCCACCCCCUCACACCUUGCAGCAACACCCCGCCACCCCCUUCAUACCUUAUAGCAACACCCUCACCCUCACACCUUACAGCAACACCCCCUCACACCUUACAGCAACACCUGCCACCUCACCUUACAGCAACACCCCUGCCACCCCCUCACACCUUACAGCAACACCCCUGCCACCCCCUCACACCUUACAGCAACACCCCUGCCACCCCCUCACACCUUACAGCAACACCCCGCAAACACCCACACACCUUACAGCAACACCCAGCCACCCCCCUCACACCAUACAGCAACACCCCGCCACCCCCGUCACACCUUACAGCAACACCCCACCCCUCACACCUUACAGCAACACCCUGCCACCCCUCACACCUUACAGCAACACCCCACCCCCUCACACCUUACAGCAACACCCUGCCACCCCUCACACCUUACAGCAACACCCCGCUAACCCCCUCACACCUUACAGCAACACCCCGCCACCCCCCUCACACCUUACAGCAACACCCCCCCCCCCCCCACACACCAUACAGCAACACCCCGCCACCACCCUCACACCUUACAGCAACACCCAGCCACCCCCCUCACACCUUACCGCAACACCCGCCACCACCUCACACCUUACAGCAACACCCCGCCACCCCCUUCAUACCUUAAAGCAACACCCCGCCACCCCCCACACACCUUACAGCAACACCCCUGCCACCCCUCACACCUUACAGCAACACCCCGCUAACCCCCACACACCUUACAGCAACACCCCGCCACCCCCCAGACACCUUACAGCAACACCCCGCCACCACCCUCACACCUUACAGCAACACCCCGCCACCCCCCUCACACCUUACAGCAACACCCCGCCACCCCCCUCACACCUUACAGCAACACCCCGCCACCCCCCUCACACCUUACAGCAACACCCCGCCACCACCCUCACACCUUACAGCAACACCCCGCCACCAACCUCACACCUUACAGCAACACCCAGCCACCCCCCUCACACCUUACAGCAACACCCCGCCACCCCCCUCACACCUUACAGCAACACCCCGCUAACCCCCACACACCUUACAGCAACACCCCGCCACCCCCCUCACACCUUACAGCAACACCCCGCCACCCCCCUCACACCUUACAGCAACACCCCGCCACCCCCCUCACACCUUACAGCAACACCCCGCUAA